AUGGGUGUUAUUUUUUUGGAGCAUAUUGGAGGAGCUCGUUUAUUUUCUUGUGCAUCAUGUGAUACUAAUUUAACAAACAGAGGUCAGCUGAUCAGCACACGAUUUACAGGAGCUACUGGACGUGCUUUUCUUUUCAACAAAGUUGUUAAUUUAAAUUACAGUGAAGUUCAAGAUCGUGUAAUGCUAACAGGGAGACACAUGGUCAGAGAUGUAAGCUGUAAAAAUUGUGAUGCUAAACUCGGCUGGGUUUACGAGUUCGCUACUGAUGACAAUCAACGUUACAAAGAAGGACGUGUCAUUUUAGAAAGAGCUCUUGUUACAGAAAGCGACGGAAUGGGGGAAAAUAUUUAA
Messenger RNA from Cotesia congregata, 351 nucleotides. NCBI's taxonomy places the organism in Eukaryota, Metazoa, Arthropoda, Insecta, Hymenoptera, Braconidae. The record is from the annotation of a GenBank genome assembly.